GCCGCCGCCGCCCGGAGGAGCUGGGGGAGGACGGUGGCCCGCGAGGCUCGUCGCAGACAACGCGGCGGCGAUGUCUGCGAGCCCGGCGGGGGCCGCGGCGGCAGCGGCGGGGCCUCGCACGCGGCAGGGCGGCCUGGGCUUCGGCCUCCCCGCGGUUCCCAGGAAGCGACCCGGCGGCCGGCGCGGGGGCAGCAGCGGCAGCAGCGGCGGCGGAGGCCCCGGCGCGAGUCCCGCCUCCCCUGCAGCCUGAGCCGGCGGAGGCCAGGCGGCCCGGGGCGGGGGGGGGGCUCCGCCGCCCGAGGAUGGGAAUUCUGCUCACCAGGAUCUGGAGGCUGUUCAAUCACCAGGAGCACAAGGUUAUCAUUGUUGGGCUGGAUAAUGCAGGGAAAACUACCAUCCUUUACCAAUUUUCUAUGAAUGAAGUUGUACAUACAUCACCUACAAUAGGAAGUAAUGUAGAAGAAAUAGUGAUUAAUAAUACACGUUUCCUAAUGUGGGAUAUUGGUGGCCAAGAAUCUCUUCGUUCUUCUUGGAACACUUACUAUACUAACACAGAGUUUGUAAUAGUUGUUGUGGACAGUACAGACAGAGAAAGGAUUUCUGUAACUAGAGAAGAACUCUAUAAAAUGUUAGCCCAUGAGGACCUACGGAAAGCUGGAUUGCUGAUUUUUGCUAAUAAACAAGAUGUUAAAGAAUGCAUGACAGUAGCAGAAAUCUCCCAGUUUUUGAAACUAACUUCUAUUAAAGAUCACCAGUGGCAUAUCCAGGCGUGCUGUGCUCUUACUGGCGAGGGAUUAUGCCAAGGACUUGAAUGGAUGAUGUCACGACUUAAGAUUAGAUGAUCUCUACUGACCUCUGCUCAUGGACUUUGUAUAAACGAAGUGCUGGACUUUACCUGAAAGCUGCAAAAAUUAAUGGUUUAGAUAUAUUUAUAAUAAACUGACUUAAACUUUUUCUAUAAGAAGAAAAAUUAAGACCACUUAUUUGAAAACAAAGAUGAAGUCUCACUUUCCAAUCUGCUUUCUCAUUAGUUCCUUCCAAAGCAAGGUCUUUAAAGCUGUGAUUGCCAUUUUUCUCAUAAUGAAUCCUCUCAGGACAUUGUGUAGCCUGUGGUAAGUACAAAGGGAGAGGAAGACAUUUUUCAUUCUAAGAGCUUUAUUAUCAGUAUAACCCUCCCUAGUUGAAUGUUGUUCUCUUCUUGUUGCAUUAAGUCAAAAUACAAAUCACACUCAGUUUCCAAUAUUUUAAAAUGUAACGUUAAUUAUGAAAAGUAUUUUGCAUAAGGUUGUAUAUGUAUUGUGUAUAUACCUCAAGUUCAAGUUACGGCUUUGAUUAUGUUCUAAAGAAAAGCAAAUAACACAAAAGUAAUAAUAUCCUUAGUUAUAACCAUAAUGAGAUGAAUACUGGCAUUGGUGUUAAGUGCUGUUUUGUGCUUUCCCCCUAUGUUCUCUGUAUUGUACUAACCGAUCCCCAAAAUCAUUGAGCUGCUCUUUAAAAAAAAAAAGAAAGAGAAGAAAGCUCAACAUUGUGUACCCAUUUUUUGUUGAUCAAAUUACAUAAAUGAAAACAUGUAAUCCAACUGAGUGGAGUACUGCAAAUUUUUGGCUUAGUAUUAUGAAUGGACAGGAUUUCAUGUUGAGCAAUUAUCAGAUUGUUCCCUUUAUUGGAUCUAUGCCAUCUGAAUUACUGAGAAAAUUGUUAAUCCAUUAAUUAGUCCAUCAUCAAUUGUGAUUACAAUUAUCGAGUGAUUUUUUUUUUCCCGCAACGUUAGUGGGAAGAUGUUGUGUCAAAUAUGUCUGCCCAGAGUAGUAUCACCCUAUAAAUAUUAUCAAGAAAUUUACCUAGAGUCUUCUUAGGUAUUGAAUUAUAUAUCCAGCAUUUAAAGUGAAUUUGAGAUGAAAAGUAAAGCUUAUUUUCUAAGCAAUGAAGGUUAUUUUGUUAUUUGAAAAUUUCUCAUUGUAGGAAUUGGGAUAGUUUGAGAUUUUUCAUUUCUGUGUGUUUUCUUUUAUCUUAAUACCACGUGAAUGCAUUGAUGAUUAUUAAAUACAAAUUAUUUUUAAUGCUUUUAAGAAUUCAGUUUAAAAGUUGGUCAACAUGAUAUAUUAUUUUUACAAAGAAGUAACUUGGCCCCAAAUAUCUUGUUUGCUUAGGAUUUUUUUUUCCUUCACUGAAAAUGGGAAGUUAUGAAGGUUGAAGGUAUUUCUGUUGUAACUUAUAAACAAACUUACCCUAAUGUGUUCAGACAUCUUUUUGGGUACUCUCUUUGCAUGUGUUUCAUGCCCUAAAAAUCUGAAGGCUGAUCCAAACUGGCAUGUUUUAGGAUAUUGAAGAAAAGAAAUAACUACUUUUAAUACCAGCCUUUUAGAUUUCAUGCAGAUUUUGAUGAGGAAUAAUAGUAUUGACAAGCAUUGACAAAACUCCGAAAGUUUCUUUCUGUAGCAUAUACUCAAUAACUAAAUCCAAGUCAGGCAUGGGAGGUCAGUGUUUAACAGUGGACGUUUUGUGUUUCAUAUUUAUAGUAUAAUGUUCAUAAUGCAAGUAUAACAUUUUAAUAUUUGUCAACUUGCUUUUACAAAAGUAAACUCCAAAUUACUAAGCUUUAUUUGUUCAUAUGUUCUCAUACUUUUCCAAAUCACUAUUAUUAUUAGGAAUGACUUGUUUUAUACUAAAAACUCCCUUAAAAAUCCAAAUCUCUUUUGCAGAUGUUGCAUUUUCACCAGAGAUAAAUAUUCUGUAAAGUAGUCCAGCAAAUUCGCAUCUUUUACCCUUUUUAUCUUUCAAUUUGAAGAAUCGUGGUUUAGUCCCGCGGCUUGUUGCCAUAGGAGUUAGCGCUCCUCCAGCACACGCCCUUGCCGUCAGGGCCUUGGCUAGAAUUCACUCGUGGUUGGAUGUGUAAGGCGUGCACUACAUCGUUACGGUUGGUGUCCUGUAGCAGGUCGUUGACAUGGCAUCGUGAGGAUGCAAGAAACCUUAAACCACAUUUACAGAACAUGAUUCUUUGUUACAUUCCCUCUUCUCUAAGAGAAGCAUUAGAAAUAAGGUUGUACCUGUACACUGUACGUAGAACCAAAAUUACAUGAGAAAAGACUUUUAAUUCACGUAAGAAUAUACAUCAAGACAAUUUAAACAGUAUUAUUUCCAGAUCCGACGGAGAGCCUCAGGAGUAGUCAUAUUGGCAAUUUAUAUGUAGUUUGAGUAGGAUUAAGCAAAAGGCAUUGCUUUUGGUUUUUAAUAUGCUACUUACGGGUGUAAACAGUCAUCUUAUUUAGAGCCGUUGUGCUCGCCUCUGAAAAGAACAGAGAUUCAUACCUCUGUACAUGUGGCUGGAUUUAAAUGUUGUUUGAUAUUAAUUUUGAAAGGCAUGUAAUCUUGGUGAAAGUAACCACAUGCUACAAGCAUUUAAAUAUGUUAAUUUUGUGAUAAUAGCAUUUAUAAAGUAUAUCUUACACAUUAUAUCGAGGAGUCUAGUUUGAAGAUUUUCAGUUCUCUCUUAUUUGGCUCUUAGGACGGGCAAAGAAUUCAGUGAAGGCAGGUGGUUGGGGGAGCCGGGGGAGGUGGGUAUAGAAUAUGACAUUUUGCCUUAAGAAUAGAGAAGCGCUUUAGCACUGCUGGCUGGCAUUUUUAAUGCAGAUAGUUAAAGUGAUUUUAGAAGUGUGGUGUGAAAAAGAGUUUCUGUUUUCUGGCCUUUAAGAAGUGCCUAGUAGGUAGUUACAGAAAAGUACAGGGAACUUGAGGAAAGGCAGGAAGUCCCGGAGAUGUUCCUUUCUUUUUUGUCUGAGUGUAUAGAAUUAAGAUGCCUAGAAAUGGGAUUUUAUUGUCCUCUCUCUUGUAGGCAUUUUACAUUUCUUGCUGUGACUACAGCAACCACAUACAGUACAGACAACCUCAGAAUCUGUUUAUAUUUGCGUAAAUAGAAAAACUGGUCUAGACAACUUUUUAGUUUUCUCUGCAGGUGUUUCUGGGAAUAUAUCUGUAGUGUGUUCUGCUUUAUACCUAGAGGAUAGCAGCACAUCCCAGAUUUUCUGUGGAUUUGGGGAUCAUCUUCUCUCGAUGGCCCAGUUGUAUGUUGGCAUCAGUCCCUCUUUCGAAGCUGGGUAGAGACGGGGUUUCUUGGCAUGGCUUACCCUUGACCCCUCCCAACUGUCAAAAUAUACGCUGGAACUUCUUACUUCAGAUCAGAGCUUCCCAUAGCUCAGCCAUCCCUUGCUCCCCUGUAUCUUCAUUCUCCAUCAGUGAAGGUAUGUUACCCGAUCCUGGAGGUAUUCCAAACUUUGCCUUACAGCCAUCAUUCCCUACACCACCAGUUUCCCAGUAGGUUCUCUAGUUCUUUGCUAUUUCCCCACCACUGGCUUGAUUUAGUUUGUACUUUGCUCAUUAGAGAGUAUUGCCAGGAUUGUUGAGUAUAUCAGAAGACUGGCUUGCUAUCCAUACAGUAUAUAAAUGUCAGUAAUAAAAUCAUUUAUACUGUAUUUAACAUUUUAAUGCUUCUUAAUUUUAGCUUCAUAUGCUGAAUAGUAGAUUCAGAAAGAUAACAACUGUCUAGACUUUGCCAGCUCCUUAAGCUGCUAGUUAGGCACGGACGGGAUGAAGUUACGUGUAUAUUAUCUUCCCAUUACCAAACAUAGAUCGCAUUUUGGAGGAUACCUGUGCAAAUGAUUUGAGUCAGAAAAAGAUGCCAAACCAAAUUUGUAUGUAGUGUUUAACCUGAAGACAUCCUUAAAACCAUAGCCCACAUUCUGUUUUGUUACUCAUGUUUUACUUAACACAGAUAAACGUUAGAUGUCUAAAGGAAUUAGUAAUGAGAUGCCUGUCUUUACAAAAUAAACCUGUUGAAAUGGGCUUUAAAAAACAUCAGAAUCAUCAACCAUCAUGUGUUGAUUCUGUAUAGAUACAGACACAGUAUAGAAAGUACUCAUUUAAAGUUCCACGGAUACAAAAUGGAACUUCUAUCUCAUGCUCCCUCAAAGAACGUAUGAUAGUCUUAAACUCAUAUUGGUGAAAUAAAGGGAAAAAAUUUAAAAGCUUUGGAUGUUAAAAAAAUGACUUUCUAUUAAAUGCUAAAAUGCUGUGUGGAAUUAUGAAGAAAUUGCUACAGGAUAGAGUCGGGCUAAUUAUGCAAUUUUUCAAAUCAGUUGUCUAGUUAUGUAUUAUUCUAAAAACUAAAGCGUAUGGUCUUGCCUGCUAGAUAUGCUGUUCUUUGAAAGAAGAUUCUCAUAGUCUGUACUCAAGAAGUGCCUAAAAUUGAUGUGUGUGGUAUUUUAAGUCCAUCUAAUAAAUUAUAUAUAUUUCUAUGGCAUUAUAUGUGCUUGGUGUACUGAUGACACAGCCCUGAGGAUUUCUAAGUCACAGUUUGUGCUUUAUUUGAGUAAAAAAAAAACCUAGAUUACAAACCAUAGUAAACAUGAGCAAAACCAUUGCCCUUUUGUUAAGGUAGAGGCUAGAAAACUGAAAUCUAUUUCUGUUUUUUUUUUAAAUAGCCUUCAUACGCAGAAAAUUAUAUUGUGCAUUUUAAAACCUUAAUGAAAGCUUAUUGCUUAUAUAAGAGUAGCCUCUUAACUCUCCUCAUACUCAGUGGUUAGUAAUUUUGAUCAUAUUGUUUAGCUCUGGAUUCAUUUUGUGAGCAUGCCCAAAUCUUUCCUCUUUGUUAAGAGUCUACUUAAAAACUAAAAUAUUUGAUAGACUCCUAUUAUGUUUCUCAUAGUUCCCUCUUUUCUUUUUUUUUUUUUUUCAGGCCAUAGAAUGUGACUAUAAAUUCUGGGGGCCGAGACUUGAUUCUUACAAUUACGUUGUCUUUAUAUUUUAAAUCAUCUUGCAUGGAAAGUGAAAUGUGUACAUGAUUUUAAAUAAUUGUAUACUAUUCUCUUCUCCAAAACUUCUGACAUUGGUGAUAUACAGAAUUCCUCUAAUUAUUUUUGCUUGAACUAGUCAUUUAGAUUGGAGUAGCCUUUUUUUAUAUUAUGUCCCUCUACGGUUUUUUUGAGAGGAGGUUAUACCUGCAGAGCACUUUUAAAGAUACUUUCUCGGUUAAUGUUCAAAAUAACACAUUGAGGAAGAAGCUACAAUUAUGACUAAGGAGGGCUCUUUUGGUUGCUAGAGAUGAGAAAAAUGUAUACUAAUUUUAAUUUGUGCUUAAAAACAAUUUUACUAACAGUAUUGAUUUUAAAUAUGGUAAAUUCUUGUAGAUAGUCUUCCUUCUUUAUCGUAUGUCCUUAGAGAAGCCUAGAUGAAAAUGCGUUUCAAGUCCUCUAUUUGUAUAACUACCCCUCCCAAAUUGAGCUCUAUGCAUAUUGACAUAGUCGAAGCCACAUUUAAUACAACAAAGAAAUUAGAACACCUUUUGAAAGUUUUUAGGUUUAUUGUAUUGGAAUUUCUAAUGUGAUAAAAGGUUUUGAGUCAAGCUUUGUAAUGCACAAAAACGCAGAAGAGUUGUCUUCUCUCUUUUUUUUGAACUUGUGUUUCCCUGUAUCCUAAGAAAACUUUACACUCAAGGAAUAUUCCAAAAAAGUAAGGAUCUUAGAGCACUUAGGUGCUUUUAUUGUUCAUCACUGCUGAUGUGUUAGAUACCUAGGGAAAUAAUAUGUUGGGGCUUUCUUGGCAAGACAACUUUGUGGAUGGCUGGAACAUAUUUUUGUUUUGCGGGAGGCUGGGAGGGAGUGGCAGAUUGCAGUAGGGACCUCUCCAUUGGUAAAACAGUCUCAUCAGCUGCUGUUUUGCAGAUGUGUUACUUACAGCAGUGUUCUUGUCUCCAGAACUCACUAAGCUGUCAGGCUCCAGAAAUGUAAGGGAUGAGUCAGGUGACUAGCGGUAGGGCCUUAUUUAUUAUGAAAUAAAGGAAUCAUGUCAAGAUAUGUUUGGGGGGAAAUGAAAAAUAAGGUUUUACUGGUGAAUUUCCAUGUUUAAUAUGUAUAUUAACUUUUUUUUUAAAGUUGCAUGUUAACCUGGGAUAAAGUGUUGUCUCUGCUUUAUGCUUUGAGUAAAAAAGGAAAAAAAAAAAAGAUGGGUUAAAUUGUUACUCUACUAUGUGCUAUUAUUACAUAUACCUUUUCUUUUAGAAGGGGUUAAUUAUAAUUAUUAUUCACACGUCUGUGUUGUCAGUGUUUUUAUUCUGAUUUAUUCUCUGAAUGUGUUCAGACUUAGUGAUGGUAGCCUUAUUUACCGGCAAGGGCUGAGAUCAGCCAGGACAGUUGGAAAGAUAUAAUAGCUGCAUUAUGCAAAUGACAAAAUGAUUGUCCUGAUAUUCUCUAGGAAUCUUUUUAUGGAACUUAGAUAAUAGAGAGCUUUCUGGUUCUUUCUUCUGGAUAUUUGAAUUGGACAUGAACCGGAUAAAUAGUGACCACUUUAUCUAACUAAUUUGUCUUAAACUGUGAGAAAAGUCCUGUCAUUUAAAAUGAAUAUUAUUAGAGUGAACUUUCAUGAGAAUGAUUGAUAGUAAACAAGAAAAGUGAAGGAAAAGAAGUAGGAGAAGAGGAAUCACCCCCGUGCGUAUGCUUAUUUGGAUAUGGUCUGUGUCCCCUCCGUUGGAACGUAAGCUCCGGGGCAGCCGAGGACUAGGAAUGUUGUGUUAACCAGUUUAUAUCUGUCAGUGCUGAGUAUGUGACAGGUGUCUGGCUUAUAUGUGUCGGUAAAUGAAUGAAUGAGAACUAAUGAUGUUUGUGAGCUUCUCCCCCAUGUAGGUUUCCCUUACCUCUGUAAUUCUAGCACGCCGACAGAUUCCAUUCUUACUUAAUUCACCUUCUUUCAAAAAGGAUUCAAGGUGACCAUAUGUCUUACUCAUUGGUUCUUGUGGUAGAAAUCAGAUUUAUUUCCUUAAAAAUGGCCCCAAAGCAUCAUGCAGUGCAAUAAGUGUAUACAGAUUUUAUUUACUUGAAAUCUGUGUGGAUCUGCGUGUAGGAAUGUCAGGAACACACCAGAGUAUAUUGUAAGCGUCUGCAGACACUGAAAUGGCAAAUGGUACAACAGCUCUUUUGGAAGAAAGUCUAUAUCAUCAUCUCGAUCUUUAUGCCCUUUUUUCAUUUUCACAUCUGGAAUAUCCCCCUUUUGCUACUAAAGAAUGAGAUUUUCACAACAUAAAACAGCCUCUGACAUUCCUUUUGAAUGUGUUCCUUAUGACUCCUACCAACCCUUUGCGAUUCUGUGACUUUGACCUGCCUAAGUGACCAUUUAUUCACAUCGCCACAUGCCUUGUAGUUUAGCAAAUCAUUCUGUCUCAGCAUAGAUGAAAUGUUUUUGAAGCAGUCCCAAUGUUUGGAUGCUUCUAGGUUUGGGGUUCAUUAUUUCUUUGUACAAGGAACAUUGUGAUGGACAUACUCUGUUGAAAGCUUUUUCAUUGUUAGAAAUAUUUUUUUCAUAGUUAGCUAUAUUUCUUUUGGCUAGAAUUUCAGAAGUGCAGCUACUGGAUUAAAUGAUACCAUGGGAUUUGAGAGUACCUAUUCAUAAUUAAUAUUGUGGGUGUUUUUUAAAACCCUUUCCACUUAAAUAAAAGGAUAAGCAUGUUGUCUUAUUUUGUACCUAAUUGUUUAUUGAUACUAUUUUUUAAUAUAUUUCAAAUUCUUUUGUUUGUACAUUUAUUAUUAGAAUCUUAGUGUUUUUCAUAUAAAUCAGUUAAAUCCUUUAAGUAGUAAGUAUAUUAACCCUUAAUAGUGAUUUUACAGACUUCCUAGUUUGCCCCUUUAAUUUUUAUAAUUAUCUUUUUAGCAUAUAGAAGUGUUUAUUAAUGUAAAAAAAUUACAUAAGGAAUACAUAUUUCUUUGACUGAAAACCAGAAAAGAGAUAGUAAGCAAAAAGACAAUUAAAAUCAUCCAUUGUCCCACCAUUCUAAGAAAACCAGUAUUGGCACUUUGGGAUGCAUAUGUAUAUAUUUGAGUGUAUGUUUUCAAUAUAGAAUUCUAAAAUGCCCUAUAAGCAUUUUUCACAUAUAAAAAAACUAUUUUAAUGAUGUAUUUGCUGCUUGGGUUGUCCCAAUUUAUUUAACCAGUCUUCUCUUAAUGUACAUUAGCUUGUUGCUUCCUGCCAUUAAAAACAAUACUGCAGUUAAUAUUUAAAUUUAGUUUUCAUUUAGCCUACAAGUUGAAUUUCGGUAUCAAAGUAAAAGACGUUAGUGGCAUAUUGCCCAAUUGUCCUCCCCAAAGCCCGCCCACAUCCUGGUCAGUUCUUCACUCCAACACAUGGCCAUCUUUAUAUUAAAAUAGUUUAUGCUACAGUCACCUGCUCCUCACUGUUCGCAGGCCACCGCCACUCUGCCCGGGCAUUUCGGCUGUGCAUACGUGUAUAUUCACCAGUCUUCCCCAGUCAGCAAAAUGCAGGCCUCUGGGAUCUUUAGCCUUUAACCUGUUGUGCAGAGCUUACUUGUUAACCUGCUUGUAAUGGAUCCAACAUGUGCUAAUCAGGACUUUUUGGAAGUAUAGAGGGAAAAACCUAUAAACAUGUAUUUCCAGCUGACCUUUUUUAAUAUUGGGGAAAGAUACUCCAACACUUGUUAUCAUCUAGCAUUGGAUGACCUGUCUUCCGCCUUGGUGAUGCUUUCCUGCAAGCAUGUCAACCUUCAGUGCUAGUCCUUUGACUUUUCUGUUAAAGGUUCAUUGUCUUAUAGAAGUUUAUAUUCAGUUUAAUAAUAUAGAUUGUACUCUUUCCCAGGUGUGACUGAAUUCCCAUUUCGUCAUUAUCUUUGUAAGAAAAUGGCUUUUGAUGAGCAAGUUUUUAAGUUUCAGGAACACAUCAUUGCUUAUUUCAAGUAACACCUGUUUGAAUUUUUUAAGUCUCAGCUGACCCCUGGGUGAAAAGUGACACCUCACCUGUAUAGUUACAUUUUUUUGGUUUACUACUGACUUUGAACGUCUUCAUAGAUUUUUGGUCAUUUUAUUUUAUAUAAAAUUUUCAGCGUCCUUCAUACAUUUUGCUACUGGCUUUUGUGAAAGUUCUUUUAAAGAAUAUUAAUCCUUUGCCCAUGUGUCAUGAAAACUUUCACCUUUUUUGUGGAUUCUUAAGUUGGUCUCAUAAGAAUUUAAAAUUUUAGUUGAAUGUGUUAGGCUUUAUGGUUUGUGCCUCCUGUUCAAAAUUUUUGUGUGGAGAAGAUAGAAAAUAACAUAGCUAAUGGUUGGUAGGAUACUUUUAUCUGUACUCUGAGUGGCUGAUAGUCCUGUUUCUUUUUUCCCCUUAAUAAACAGUGAAUGGUUAAUGUGAUAGGAUCAAUAAAGAGGGCUGAUUGGCUUUUUGACCUAUUGGAUUAUAUAUCCUACAUUUUAAGUGUUUAUUAUAAGGUUUUGCUUUUUUUUCCCCCCAGAUGCUUUCUGAGCCCUACAUUGAAUACAGUUCAGUUGUAAAAAUAAGUGUUGGAAGUCCUGUGUUAAUUCAUUUAAGAAAUACAUUCAGUAUCCAUCUGUUAAGGACCAACAUACUAAGGAAUUUGUUAAAUUGCAUGCUGAAACAUGUGCCAUUAAAAUUUUUUUAUAAGGAGAGUUUAAUAACAUGGGGAAAUAGUGAUUGUGACGUGUUAAGUGGAGGAAAAGAAGGAUUCAAACUGUUCCACCUACUAUGAUCUCAACUAUGUUUAGAAAGUAUGGAAGAAAAUAUAACAUUACAGGUUAUUGUAAGGCAAUAGCAUUAUGGUUGGUAUUUUUCUGAUUCUUGAUGCUUUUGUGUAUCCUAGAUACUAUGCUAUAUCAAGCCUAUUACAUUGAUAAUUAGAAAACAGCGUUGGAUCAUUUUCGUUUGUUUUUAGAAUCAUUUUAAUUGGGAUGGGAAGGAAUACAAAAAUAAUUUUUAAUUUAUGAGUAAAUAAGCUUCUCUUAGGUUUUGUUUCUUUUCUUUUUUUCUUCAUCUAACACUGCAUUUGGGAGCAUUAUGAAGAGAGAUCAAGAUGAUUAAUAAGAAUUAAUUAACUAAUGCUAUGCCAGUUGCAGACUCCAGUGCAAGGUUGAAUGAUUUUGAUAGAAUUCUCAUCAAUCAUUGUGGGUAAAAAAGAUUACUCCUUUAGUUUAUUACUUGAUAUUUCACUGCUUUUGAACAAUGCUCGAACACAGAUCAUCUAUACUGAGAUGAUUGUUUUAAAAAGAUACAAACAAAAUGCAGUGAGAAUUAGAAGAAAAUGGUAUUAUUUCCAGUGGGGGGGUCUCAGGAAGGCUUCGUGUAAGCAGGGUGGUAUUGUAAACCAGACCUGGACUGGACCACAGCCUGGGUUGUAAGCUAGGCCUGCUGUAACCAUAUGCGUGGUUUUAUGCAUAUUGCCAGUGCUUUAAGACCUCAACUUCACCAGUUUUCAAAAAUCUUUUUAGCAAUGGAACCCUCGUGUACAAAACAGGUAAAGUUAAUGUUUUAUUUAUGUGCAGUUUCUGUUAGAAACCAUAAUAUUUACUGGGCAAAAACAAGAGUGGUUUAAUUAAAAUCAAAUUUAAUUAAAUUUGAUUAAAUUAUACACUUAGUUUCAAAUGUCUUACAUUAAUCAAUUUUCGAAAGUUGGAAAAUAAUUGACAGGAAGUGGAAAAGAUUGAUUUACUAAAGAUAAAAAUGAUAAAUUUGAAAUUAAUUGUCUUACUGUGCAUAUAAAUGGUGCUAACAUUUUGGCUUCAUGUUAAUAAAACCUAAAUGAUGU
Nyctereutes procyonoides (raccoon dog) is the source of this 11587-nucleotide messenger RNA. Its product is annotated as ADP-ribosylation factor-like protein 5A. The record is from RefSeq and is a predicted model, not a curated record. NCBI's taxonomy places the organism in Eukaryota, Metazoa, Chordata, Mammalia, Carnivora, Canidae. Bases 303 to 842 code for a protein of 179 amino acids. The transcript has 6 exons. Gene Ontology annotation, cellular component: cytoplasm; trans-Golgi network. Gene Ontology annotation, biological process: vesicle-mediated transport; intracellular protein transport; protein localization to Golgi membrane. Gene Ontology annotation, molecular function: GTP binding; GTPase activity.